Clupea harengus (Atlantic herring) is the source of this 1388-nucleotide messenger RNA. RefSeq names its product feline leukemia virus subgroup C receptor-related protein 1-like (gene flvcr1). The transcript is spliced from 8 exons. Gene Ontology annotation, molecular function: heme binding; heme transmembrane transporter activity. Gene Ontology annotation, cellular component: membrane; mitochondrion. Lineage: Eukaryota; Metazoa; Chordata; Actinopteri; Clupeiformes; Clupeidae. Gene Ontology annotation, biological process: erythrocyte differentiation; mitochondrial transport; heme export. The record is from RefSeq and is a predicted model, not a curated record. The coding region runs from base 305 to 1171 and encodes 288 amino acids.
CUUCCACCUUGUCUAACCUGCAUUGGGUGACACAGUUUCACAACAGACUUGAACUUGCAACCUCUGACAUGGGAGGUGGGCAAGGAGGCUAAACCCCAUAGGUGCUAGUGUUUGUCCCUUCUAUGAUGUGUGUGUGUGUGUGUGUGUGUGGGGUCCUCAUGAAUAUGACCUUCAGCCUCAGCACCUUAUAUGCAGUUUUCAAGGACUUUCAAUGGCUUCAGAACAUCAAUGGAAAUUCCCAAAGUUUGUUCUGAAUUUUAAAUGAACUGUCGGUCACUGAAAUGUUUCUAGGGUGGAAUGUGUGAUGUAUCGUAUGGGAGCAGAAUGCAAGAUAGAGCAGAAUGAGACUGAUAAUGCUUGCUGUGUCUUCACAGUAAUAAAAGACAGACCUCCCCUGCCUCCAAGUCGUGCACAGGCUGUUCUGGUAAAGAGCCUGCCAACCAACUACACCUACAGACAGUCUAUUAUCAACCUUUUCAAGAACAAGUCUUUCAUUCUACUGGUUAUCAGCUAUGGGAUUAUGACAGGAUCUUUUUACUCGGUUUCCACACUGCUCAAUCAGAUUAUCAUAUUCUAUUUCAAGAAUGAAGAGAUGAAUGCUGGUAGGAUUGGACUAACCCUGGUUUUGGCUGGGAUGGUGGGCUCAGUCAUUUGUGGGGUUUGGCUGGAUUACACUAAAACAUAUAAAAUGACCACAUUGAUUGUCUACAUCCUGUCCUUCAUCGGAAUGCUAAUGUUUACAUUUACACUGGGCACGGGAUAUCUAUGGGUGGUGUUUUUCACUGCAGGAGUUCUAGGAUUUUUCAUGACAGGAUAUUUGCCUAUCGGAUUUGAGUUUGGGGUUGAGAUCACAUACCCAGAAUCAGAGGCGACAUCAUCUGGUCUUCUAAAUGCAUUUGCCCAAAUAUUUGGGAUCCUUUUUACCCUUAUUCAGGGAAGACUCAGCACAACCUACAGUCCUCUGGUUGGAAACAUCUUCCUCUGUGUUUGGAUUUUUGUUGGCAUCAUUCUAACAGCCUUAAUAAAAUCUGAACUGAAAAGACACAAUGUGAAUAUUUGCAGUGGGCACCUGACUCAUCAAGCAGUCCCCAGUGAAUGUCCAUCUGACAAAGCCUCCAGCAGCAUCAAACUAGAUUGUCCUCCAGCAUUUCUUCAUGAGACUUCACUAUAAUUGUCCAUAUAUUCAUGUGCUCUUAACUCUUUUUGCUGUAAAUUGUCUCUAGCAGACGUUUACUUUGAGACAGUGAAAUAUAUUUGUUUACACAUGAAACAAGCUUUAUUCUCCUCAUAAUACUCUUGCGCUCCAUAUCAUGAUGUCAUGAAUAUCUUCAUGAGAUAGUAUAUCUGUAUCCCCUAAAAGAAUAAACUCACAAUACUACAAAAAAAAA